Molecule: messenger RNA, 1108 nt
Organism: Anopheles bellator
Lineage: Eukaryota; Metazoa; Arthropoda; Insecta; Diptera; Culicidae
Product: short coiled-coil protein B
Exons: 2
Coding region: 126-518 (130 amino acids)
Cellular component (GO): trans-Golgi network
Source: RefSeq, a predicted model, not a curated record
CGUUUGCGUCAUCGCUCUUUUCCAGCGGUUUUCCAGCGCUGCAUUUGUUUUGUUCCUGGCCUGUCAUUGACGAGUGUGGUGAAGAAAAUUCUAUUUCUCCAAAAGGAUUGCACACUAAUUUGGUCAUGUCCCUGAAAUCGCAAGACGAUAUUCCGCUCGCCGACGACGAUCUGGAAGUCAUCAUUAACGACGACGAGAGCUCCAAGUACAUGUGCAAUGGACGAUCGCUGGACUCUAUUGCGAGCUCGUACACAAACGGCAACUCGAGCCCGCAACAGUUCCUCGACAACGAGAGUCCGGAUGCGGACGAGCAGGAGGAAAAGGCACGCCUGAUUGCGCAGGUACUCGAGCUACAGAACACGCUGGAUGAUCUGUCGCAGCGCGUCGACAGCGUCAAGGAGGAAAAUCUCAAGCUGCGCUCCGAGAACCAGGUGCUCGGACAGUACAUCGAGAAUCUGAUGUCCGCCUCGUCCGUGUUUCAGUCAACUACGCCCAACAACGUGCAAAAGAAAAAGUAAUACUCACGAUCUGUUACCGUUCGCUUCGUAUGCUGUUGCGCAGGCUGAAGAGCUUUGAAGCCAAAGAUAUUCCACGCUGCCGCGCUGCUACUACUGUAGUCGUUGUUGAACCAACGUAAAGACACAUACUCGUGAUCGCUGGCAUGUUCGUUGUUCUAGAGAGGCAAAGGAUCGACACGUACGCUUCGAUGACUUGGCCAGCGAAAGGCUAGGCAUAAAGACACACACCAUAGACUGUUGUUAGGUCGAACUUUUCUCCUUCAGUGCGUAACAUGGUUGCGUAUACACGUAUUCUAUCCUCAGCAUUCAGUUCUUCGUCGUUAGCCUGCAGUUGACCCAAACGGCCUUACACUGUAUGAUACUCACGCUGUGGUUUCAGUUCGCCCGGUCGCCCUCUAGUCCAGCGGUGAAAGUUUCUUAAUUUUAAGUCACUCAUAGUUCGUUCUGCAAUAUAUAUCCCCAUCCAACUAGCAAAUUAACUUUAAGAGACGAAACUUUGUAAGUUAUACCGCUUUUUAUGUAACCGCUUUUGGUUUAUCAGUUUUUAUUCUGUUCCUAAUAAAUCGCUUUUAUGUACACGUAAGCAAGCA